This is a messenger RNA of Clarias gariepinus (North African catfish), 1489 nucleotides long. Its product is annotated as bifunctional apoptosis regulator-like. The record is from RefSeq and is a predicted model, not a curated record. Bases 186 to 1463 code for a protein of 425 amino acids. The transcript is spliced from 8 exons. NCBI's taxonomy places the organism in Eukaryota, Metazoa, Chordata, Actinopteri, Siluriformes, Clariidae. Gene Ontology annotation, cellular component: nucleus. Gene Ontology annotation, molecular function: metal ion binding; protein binding; ubiquitin protein ligase activity. Gene Ontology annotation, biological process: proteasome-mediated ubiquitin-dependent protein catabolic process.
UGUGUAGAACAGUGAGGUGGAUGUGAGAAUGUCAGAGCACUUGAACGCAGCCCAGGUGUGUCUCUGUGUUGUUAGCCUAGCUUAGCUUAUGUGCUGAAUGUUUGCUAAAGGCUGUAGUGACACCUGGUUAAUGUCUGCUCCCUUUAAACAGCCCUGAGUCCUCAGAUGCCAAGUGUAAAGCCCCGAUGUCCGACCCUGACCCGAGUCCGCGGCCCGACCCUGACCCUGCCGAGUGUGUGCUGUCGUGUCACUGCUGUUAUGACGUGCUGGUGAACCCAACCACCCUGACGUGCGGCCACAGCUUCUGCCGUCACUGCCUCGCCCAGUGGUGGGAGUCGUCACGCCGGACGGAGUGUCCCGAGUGCCGGGAGGCGUGGCAGGGCUUCCCUAAAGUCAACAUCCUGCUCAGGGAUGCUGUGGAGAAGCUUUACGAGGCGGACGUGAGGAGAAGGCGUGAGGAGAUCCAGAGUAACGCCCGUGUCUCUCGCUCACUCUUGGCGUUCCAGCGUUUCGGAGAUGAACAGACCAAUCACAGAUCAGGACAAGCGGGAAGCUUCUGCUUUGGUGUGCUUGUCACACUUAGCUGUGUCAUGGUAAUCUUCCUGAUGUUCCGCUGGUUCGGUGGAGGAAGUCACCAUGACGACCUGGUCAGGAAGCCAAUCAGCAGGUGGACGGUUGAUGAUGUCACACUGUGGAUGGAGCAGCUCGGGUCCUGGACCAGUCAGUACAGAGAGGUGUUUAACCGGGAGCAGGUGAACGGCAGGUUGUUAAACCUGCUGAGUGAUGAGGAGUUGUGUGGUGCUCCGUUCCUCAUGGAGAACCCCUCACACAGACGGGCCGUCCUGCAGGAGCUGCACAGGGUCCAGGCCCUCGGGGUCAAACCCCCGCGUGACCUCUGGGAGUACAAGACGGUGAACGAGGGGAAGUCCCUGUUCCUGGUCUACGCCCUAAAGGACUCGCCGCGCCUCACGCUCCUCCUCCUCUACCUGUUAGAGUACGACGCCUCCUUCCUCCCGCUCAUACACACCUGCUGCUCCACACACAGUGAGCACAGCGAGACGACGUGGGCGGGGCCGGGCCCGUGGCAGUGGGCGUGGUUUGUGGUGAAGUGGGUGGUGUUUCCGUACCUGCUGCUGGCCCAGUUUGCUCUCGGGUGGCUGAGUGUGCACUACUGGACCUCACGGGUCGUGGUGAUGAACGCCGCGCUGCUGUCCUUACAGGAGGGACACGCCCUCUGGAGGGGGUGGAGCCAAGGAGCGCUCAGGACGCUCCCCCGCACUGUGUUUGCUCAUGUCUGGAGGGCGGGGCUUCACAGCGUGCUCUUCCUGUUCCUCUGCCCUCUGCUGCCUCAGUGUGUGUGGAACGGCAUGUUCUACUGGGGGCUCUACUGUAGCCCCGCCUUCAACACACACACACUACUGCAGCAGAUCCUACACACACACACACACCAGGCAAGGGAGUGACACACACACACACACACACACACACA